Molecule: messenger RNA, 1739 nt
Organism: Ceratina calcarata
Lineage: Eukaryota; Metazoa; Arthropoda; Insecta; Hymenoptera; Apidae
Exons: 2
Coding region: 4-783 (259 amino acids)
Biological process (GO): DNA replication, removal of RNA primer
Molecular function (GO): RNA-DNA hybrid ribonuclease activity; nucleic acid binding
Source: RefSeq, a predicted model, not a curated record
AUAAUGAGAGCGGUGACAAUAGAUACAAAGAUCGGAAGAGAAAUUCUAUUGGCUCAAGGAGGAGAAAACUGGCUUUACGACAAAGUUAUGGAUAAAUAUCCCCGAUUUACAAAAGGGUGCCCAGUGUAUUUCACGGACGGAUCAAGAAUUGAAAUAGAAAAUAAUUCAUUUAUAAACGGGUAUGCAGUCGUUAAGAAACAUUUAGGUCAGAGAGGUAGAUCUGAGCAUAGGGCAGACAGAGCGGAUGGUAGAGCGGCAAUAGCAUCAGUAGAAGCGGAAGCCAUAACUGAGGCAAUCAAAUGGUCUCGGGAAAGAGAAGAAAAUCAAUUCAUAAUCUUCACCGACUCAGAAGCGAUCCUAAGAGGAGUAAAGAAGGGAUGGUCAGGUGACAAUCCCUCCCCAACUAGUAAUGCGUGGAUAUCUUGUAUUUUAGAGAAUUUGACCGAUUUGAAGAACUCAGGGAAGAAAAUAGCCUUGAUAUGGAUACCGGCACAUAAGGGUAUCGCAGGAAACAAAGAAGCAGACAAAUUGGCAAAGGAAGCAGCGGGAAUCCAGGAUACUCUGAAUCAAAACCCAAAAAAAAUCGCUCCGGAAGACCUGAUCAGGACAAGUAGAAUCCAGAUUUGGAACAAUUGGGGCUCACAUUUAAGAGAAAUAGGAAAUCAAAAGGGAAAUUAUUAUUUUGUUAACUUCUGCGAUAGGGAAAAAGGCAAAAGAAAAAUUAACAAAGUUUGGUUUGAAAGCAAAGGAGUCAUGAGUAGAAAGAUGGAAGAAUUUAGUUGACAGUCCAGAGUGUGAUUGUGGAUACGGGAUAGAAAACAUUGACCACGUUUGGGGGGAAUGCACUCUUUAUAAUUUAGAAAGAACUGAGCUAUGCAACAAGUUAGGAUGGUCUGUGGACGAAAUGCCUCCGAUCGAAGAACUAAUAGUAAAUAGUUCAGUAAAGGAAUUGAGAAUAAUAUACGUAUUUUUUCAAAAGGCAGGCAUUAAUAUUUAGCCGCCAACAAUCGAGUAAUAUGAGGAGACGGUAUUACUGGGAUAUAUGUAGAAUUACAUUUCUGCUCGUCCCUCUUGAUAGUAGGGUAUUAUUAAUACCAUAGGAAUCUAAAGCAGGGUUAGUAUUAAGCAAUUAACGGUAAGAUCGAAGAAUUACAAUGAUUAUAUUAUACUUAACGCAGGAAAGACUGUAUAUUCAGCUUGAAUAUACUGCAGUAUUGUUUUGCAAAGUGCAAAUUAGGGUUAAUAUUACUACUAACUGAUAAGACUGAAGUUCACUGUGAUAGUAUACUAUAGUUGGAAAAGAAGUCAUAUUAGUGAGACAAAUCAGGGUCAUAUUAUAUUUUAUACUUCGGAUUUUGUAUGGUACUAUAUUUUGUAUUCCAUAGUUUAAAGAAUGGAUAAAGGUUAUGAUACUAGAAUAAGUAUGAGUGACCAGAGAGGAAGGUGUACAAUGUAAAGCACAAUUUGCGGAAAGAGUGUGAGAAGUAAAAGAGAGAGGGAGAGCGAAAGUGUAGUCUCGUUUAUACGAGCCUCUAUAGUUUCACCGUAGUGGGGCGCUCGCCCCCCUAUCCUUACCAUACUGUGAUAUAUACACCAAAGUAUAUAUAUUUCUACACAGUAUCUAUUUAAUAUGUACAAAAUCAGUUUAUUAGUGUACAGAGCGUAAAUAGGCUAUACGGACUUGUUCCAGGAGCCUUCCGAUUCUGGGUAUUGUCCAGUCGGAAAAUCGGUUUAAUAAA